AUGGCAACGGGAACCGAAGGGCGAGUCGAUGGGGGGCGGGCCUCAACUCGGAGUCUAACUGGCCGGCUGAGAGGUGCAACCAACAAUGCGGCGUUACAAGGUGAUAAAAGAGCUUGGGGAUGGAACUUACGGCUCUGUCAGUUUGGCUAGAAGGUUCGAGAAUGGAGAACUUGUGGCAAUCAAAAGAAUGAAAAGGGAAUUUAAAACGUGGGAAGAAUGUCUGAACCUUAGAGAAGUCAAGUCCCUGAUGAAGCUGAAGCAUGUCAACAUUGUGAGGCUCCAUGAGGUUAUCCGUGAAGACAACAGGCUUUACUUCAUCUUUGAGUACAUGCGGGAAAACCUUUAUGAACUGAUAAAGCACCGAACAAAACCUUUCCUUGAGCAGACAGUGCGAAACAUCACCUGCCAGGUUCUGCAUGGACUUGCAUUUAUGCACAAACAAGGUUUCUUUCACAGGGAUAUAAAGCCGGAAAACCUGCUGUGUUCUGGUCCUGAACUGGUAAAGAUAGCAGAUUUUGGCCUGGCUAGAGAGAUUCGCAGCAAGCCACCCUACACUGACUAUGUUGCCACUCGUUGGUACCGAGCUCCUGAAAUUCUUCUACGCUCCAGUCAUUAUAACAGUCCUGUUGAUCUUUGGGCAGUUGGCUGCAUCAUGGCAGAGCUGUACACAUUCCGUCCCCUUUUUCCAGGUCGCAGUGAGAUUGACGAACUUUUCAGGAUAUGUGCAAUACUUGGCCCUCCAACCAAGGGUCCGUGGCCUGAGGGAGUAAAACUUGCAACUGCAAUGAACUUUAACUUUCCGGUGUUAGUUCCAAUGCACCUUUCUUCUGUUGUCCCUCAUGCACAUUUGGAAGGACUCCAGCUAAUGUCGGAACUACUGAAGUGGGAUCCACAGUCAAGGCCCACAGCCAAUCAGGGACUGUCACAUUUAUACUUUCAAGUGAACCCCACAGCUCAAUCUUCUAACUACCCAACUCAGACACAAACAGCCAGUCUUCAUUUGCAGCCAUUAGAUUUCAGUCAGUCUUCAACAACCCAACAUAGAAAUAUGCCUGUCGCAUCUGUGAAGAGAAGGUCAACUCCUGUUAGCAUGAAAGCAGAGAAUUUCACUCACACACACUCACGUGCCCACUUACACCAAGAGCACUCAGCUCUGCAGUACCACUCGGGAGUAGUUCAGAGAAAUCAGUUCAAUCCAGUGCUGAAAGCAAAGAGUGGCAGAGAUGGCACAGGUGGUGGUGGUUGCCAACAGCACAAUAGUGGGAAGGAGAUGGACUAUGGCAAGACUGAAACUCUCAGGUAACCUCCUUUUUUAGCACGUUUAUCAAGAGCCUUUUCAAUAAAAUGUACCUAGCUGCCACACUUACAUAGGUACUAUCUCAGCAGGGCACGUCACUUUCCACACAAACGGAUAUCUGCUGUGCCUGCUUUUGGCAGCACAGUCCCCCGAUGGUCAGAUAAUCAUUCUAGGUUCACAGGAGGCAGUCAAACGGACAGUUCUCAUGACCUACAGCUACAGGUGAAACAGAUAACACCAGUACCACCGGAAGCAGGAGCAUGCCCACCCCUACUAUCAGUUCCACACAGAAGAGUGGGGAACUGGCAGAUCAGGCAGCCUCCCAAGGCUAGGGCCAAACCUCCCACUUACCACUCCACAUUAGCAGCCAGUUCUCAAAAUAAAGGCCAUAUUCACGGAAGAAUUGACUGGACUUCGAAAUACGGUCACUCUCAUCACAAAUAGUUUUGUUUGUAUUUUUCAACAACACAAAAACACACACAAGUUUCACAAACAAUCACAGUUCAAUUACUACCCUUAAUAACAGCUACAACAAUAAUGAUUACUAUCACAAUUAUCAAAAAGAUAAUUGUCAGUAUGGUCCAUAUGACACAGCAGAGCUUUCGAGAACACUUCUUGUAUCUGACUGCACUACCCAAUUGCUGAUUGCCAUGGGUAACCUCAGCAUGUGCUCUCUCUACAUGGGCCUCCAAAUUCUCUAUACAGACACAGUAUUAGAGCAUAUUAGACUGCACACCCAAGUUGAUGCAUCAUAAUUAUUACAGUCUUACCAACGUUCUCUCCCUGUGAGUUC
Molecule: messenger RNA, 2090 nt
Organism: Geodia barretti
Lineage: Eukaryota; Metazoa; Porifera; Demospongiae; Tetractinellida; Geodiidae
Source: the annotation of a GenBank genome assembly